AUGUCUCUUAAGAUCGAGCGAGACACGUUCGAAACGGGCACCUCCACGGCUGCCAAGGUUGCGGAGCAGGUGUCGUCAAAGCUUUCCGAAGCCCGAAAUGCUCCCCUCCCCGGCACCAGCGGGAAGCACCCCGUCUCUGCCGCGGUCGGCACCGCGCUGACGGGUGGUAAGGGCAUGGCCGGCACCAAGGGCUACCUCGCCGCAUACAUCAAGCAGCUCGAGGACAAUCCGCUGCGCACCAAGAUGCUGACGGCCGGCACGCUGUCGGGCGCCCAGGAGCUCAUCGCCUCGUUUCUCGCCAAGGACAGGAACAAGCACGGAAACUACUUCACCAGCCGCGUUCCCAAGAUGGCUGCCUACGGUGCCCUGGUCUCAGCACCAAUGGGACACUUCCUCAUCUGGCUGCUGCAAAAGGCCUUCAAGAACCGCACCAGCCUGCGUGCCAAGAUCAUGCAGAUCAUCGUCAGCAACCUCAUCAUCGCACCGAUCCAGAACUCAGUCUACCUGACAGCCAUGGCUCUCAUCGCCGGUGCCCGUACGUACCACCAGGUCCGUGCCACCGUCCGCGUCGGCUUCUGGAAGGUUAUGAAGGUUUCUUGGGUUACAUCGCCCAUCUGCCUCGCCUUUGCCCAAAAGUUCCUGCCCGAGGAGACCUGGGUACCCUUCUUCAACCUUGUCUCGUUCGUCAUUGGUACCUACGUCAACACCAUCACCAAGAAGAAGCGCCUCGCAGCUCUUCGCAAGAAGCACUUUGGUGAUGGUGGCCCUGGUGGCCGCCCCAGCUCUCUCGGCGGCCGGCCGGAGGACUACCCUCCUAUGGGCCCCAACCCACCUUACUAG
This is a messenger RNA of Pyricularia grisea, 840 nucleotides long. RefSeq lists its product as uncharacterized. Gene Ontology annotation, cellular component: cytoplasm; membrane. Lineage: Eukaryota; Fungi; Ascomycota; Sordariomycetes; Magnaporthales; Pyriculariaceae. The record is from RefSeq and is a predicted model, not a curated record. The coding region runs from base 1 to 840 and encodes 279 amino acids. The transcript has a single exon.